UUUUAGCCUAUCCCCAUGGGGUGUGUUGUUGUUUGCCAGUAUAUGUAGAGCAGCUUGAAGCCUCCCUCCCCUCUCUUCCUCCCUCCCCCUCCGGCUGUGACAGCUCAUCCAUAUGAGUUAGAUGAGCAGGCUGGGCUGCAGUCCUGUUGGUAAUUGCCUCUGAAAUGAAUUACUUGGCAGAGAGCGAGACUGAGGGAGGGGAGGAAAUUGUAAUUGAACUGCCCCCACUCUCUCCCUGUCUCUCCCUUAUGCCUCAAGUUAUUACAUCUGCAGUGCAGAAAGCCAUUUUCGGUCCGCACAUAGACACACAUACACACAAAAAAAUCACACUCUCACAAACCAAUUUUUUCCCUCCCCCAUGCCACGGCCUCUGCAGAGACCCAUUUGAUGCGGGGUGAUUUCAUAGAUUGGUGGUUCACAGUCACAUACACACUGGACUACACUUCCAGUCUUAUUCAUAGCAUGAAGCAAAUACUACAAAUACUCUCUCACACUUUGUAUUUGCUUGUGUUUACUUUUGUUUGUACCGCACUCUUCCCAAUCUGCCCCUAUUUUGGGUGCCCUUUGGCUGGCCUUGGUGUAUUGCUCAGGCCUAAUGGGGUGCAGACUCUGCAGCUGGCACAAACAAAAGUUGUUUUGAGUUGAAAGAGAGCCCUGGUAACCCCGUACACAGACACACAGCCAAAGCUCCGUUAUUAAUAACUUGCCUGUUGCUGGCCUGUUGACAGUUGAAGCCUGAUGGAUCAAAGAGAUAACCUUUCAGUGUUUGAGGUUGAACAUUAAUACAUAGAAUAUACUAGUUUCCUUUCUUUAUUUAGUGGCCCUACUUAGAGCGGAAGGGCCAGAAGUCCAGUUUUGGCCCACCUUUGUCGCUCGCACUUGUUUUGUCCUUUGGCCUUUUUUACAGCCAGGGCAUGGACUGACAGGGGGGAGUGAGUCAAACGAGCCCCAACCAGACAUGCUCAUGUUGUGACUCCAGCCACAGCACACAAUGGGGAUCUAUUUCUGUAAAGCACGGGGGUUAUCUCUCCACUUACAGGGAGUUCUCUCUCCCUCCAUCUCUUUAUCUACCCACUUGCACAAAUCAUGGCCGACAGAAACAGCCGGUUGAGCGUUAAGAAGAAAGACAAGAAGGUGGAAAACAAAACCAACGAGGAGAAGGACAAACCAAAAGAAAAAGAAAAGGGGAAGGAGAAAAUUGUGAAAAAGCCUGACAAAGUUGCGAAGAAGCCAGGAACACCGUCUAAGGCCGAUGAAGAGCCAAAGAAUGAGGAAAGCGGAGAGGCAACAGGAGCGGAGGCAACAGGAGCUGAGGCAACAGGAGUGGAGGCAAAGAACGGUGAAGAGAACGGAGAGUUUCAGCCCAUUGAGCUGCCACCAUUUGAGAUUGUCACAGGGGAACAGAUGAGCCCGUUCUACUUCAAGUUUCAGUUCAGGAACGUUGAGUACUCAUCAGGGAGGAACAAGACCCUGCUGUGCUUUAGAGUGGAUACACCAGGAGGCGACAGCGAGCCUUUGAAAGGUUAUAUGGAGGAUGAACAUGCCACAGCUCAUGCUGAAGAGGCCUUCUUUCAACAAGUGCUCCCUAACCCUUCCCAGGAGUAUGAAGUCACAUGGUAUGUGUCAUCCAGUCCCUGUGUGUCCUGUGCAGCCAAGUUAGCCAACAUCCUUAUGCAGCGCAAAAAGCUUCGUCUCUGCAUGUUCUGCUCCCGUCUCUUCGAGUGGGAGCAGCCGGAGAUAAUAGAUGGGCUCCGGGCUCUGGUGAGUGCUGGCUGCAAACUGCGGAUGAUGAAGCCGUCUGAUUUCAAGCUUGUUUGGGAAACGUACGUGGAGAAGGAAGACCAGACCUUUGAACCCUGGGAGGAUUGUCAGGAGAACUACAGCUACUAUGUAGAGAAACUGGCUGAUAUCCUCAAGUAGAGAGGCGUCAGUGGACAGGUGGUUGAAAAUGUGCUUCCUGCAGUCAAGUCUGAUGUUGCAGAUCAAUAUUAGUUUGAAUGAACACUCAUUUUAUUUUAUAUUUUUUAUUUUGAUAAUUUCAUAAAGAGACACAAAAUGCUUGAAUGGCAUUACUGUAGCUGUACUUUGGAUAAAAAUCCUACCAUAUGCAAACAGUCAAGCUUUUGUGAAGACUAACUUCUAUCUACUGACCUCUGGUGUUUGUUACAUGAAUUAAAACAUUAACUAAAGGUUGAUUGCUAUAUUCUUCUACACAUCAACACAUACCUACAGUGCAUACAUAAAAGCUACCUAUCAGCUACCUAUUGUAAAUGUUUAUUACAUAAAUAAUGUUUGGUUCUUUAACAGUACCUUAAAAAGUCAAUCCAUACAUAAAAACGUUAAUAUGUACAGCAGCAUUGUGAUAUGAAGAAAUGUUCAGUGCAGACAACAAUCUUGUCACAUUUAUGACACGUUUACAUCAUACAUAAGGUCUAUGAGUUCAAUUGUAAUAUAUCCUCAACCAUCUGAUAAAUUCUGACAUUUACAGCCCUAACAGGAUAACUACAAUAAAUGACCUUAAAAGCUCAAAUUUAAUGAAAAUUGGUUUUCAACACUUCUGAUAUAAGUUUCUGUUAAUAUUGUGCUUUUACAAAACAUAUGCUUACAAAAUAAACUAUAAA
Messenger RNA from Notolabrus celidotus (New Zealand spotty), 2621 nucleotides. RefSeq names its product apolipoprotein B mRNA editing enzyme, catalytic polypeptide-like 2b (gene apobec2b). The transcript is spliced from 4 exons. Bases 1087 to 1920 code for a protein of 277 amino acids. Gene Ontology annotation, molecular function: RNA binding; cytidine deaminase activity. Gene Ontology annotation, biological process: cytidine to uridine editing. The record is from RefSeq and is a predicted model, not a curated record. NCBI's taxonomy places the organism in Eukaryota, Metazoa, Chordata, Actinopteri, Labriformes, Labridae. Gene Ontology annotation, cellular component: cytoplasm; nucleus.